This is a messenger RNA of Diospyros lotus (date-plum), 1161 nucleotides long. Its product is annotated as protein POST-ILLUMINATION CHLOROPHYLL FLUORESCENCE INCREASE, chloroplastic. Gene Ontology annotation, cellular component: chloroplast stroma; thylakoid. Gene Ontology annotation, biological process: chlororespiration. The transcript has 8 exons. NCBI's taxonomy places the organism in Eukaryota, Viridiplantae, Streptophyta, Magnoliopsida, Ericales, Ebenaceae. The record is from RefSeq and is a predicted model, not a curated record. Bases 115 to 987 code for a protein of 290 amino acids.
ACAGCUCUCUCUCUCUCUCUCUCUCUCUCUCUCUCUCUCUGUUUAUAUAUAUGUGUGUGUAUAUAUAGUUAAACUCUAACUCAAUCUCUUUGGGCAGAGGAAGGGAAGAGUAAGAUGGCGGCUGCUACGAGUAGUGCGUCGGUCAUCACUUCUUCAUCCCAAACUCUAUUUGCCGCUCCUUCUUCUGUUUCUGCCAACAAUCUUUCAACUACAUACGCUAAUAGUUUCACGGGGGCUCGCUUUCCUGGUUAUCUUCCAAAGAAGAGGAGAUCCAUCAAGAUUGAUGGAAAGAUUACUGCUGCUGCCGCUACUAGUACUGUUCCUGUUGCAGCAAAUCCUGCCAAGGAAUUCAAAGAGUUUUCACUUCCUACUUGGGCCGAAUUUGAUCUUGGAAGAGCCCCUGUUUACUGGAAAACUAUGAAUGGGCUUCCUCCAAGUUCUGGGGAGAGGCUGAGGAUUUUCUACAAUCCAGCUGCAAGCAAACUUGUUCCAAAUGAAGAUUUUGGAAUUGCUUUUAACGGAGGCUUCAACCAGCCCAUAAUGUGUGGAGGCGAACCAAGGGCUAUGGUCAGGAAAAAUAGGGGCAAAGCCGACCCCCCAAUAUACACAAUUCAGAUAUGCAUUCCCAAGCACGCUGUAAAUCUGAUCUUCUCCUUCACGAAUGGAGCUGAGUGGGAUGGUCCCUACAGGCUACAGGUUCAAGUUCACAAGCCUUGGCUAAAUAGGCCAAUUGGCUUCUUUAAUGAGGGUCUUGCAGAAGAGUUGGGUAAGGAAGGUGCGUGUGACCAGGCAAUAUUUCCAGACACAAACAUUGUCAUCACCAGAUGUGCUAUGAUCGGAAAUUUGACUGUGGAAGGAGGUGAUCGCUGCAAUCUUGAUCUGGUACCAGGAUGCACGGAUCCGAGCUCUCCAUUCUUUGACCCGCUUGCUACUGUAGAUGAUGGGUCAUGCCCAAUUGACUCAGAUUCAGAGGAAUUAGCUUAUUAAUCCGGGAGAGUUAAGAGUUAGAUCAUUAAAGAUGCAGAUAUCUCAUUCAUUGUUGUUACCCUGUCUCCAGUCAUAUACCGUCUAUACAUUAGCAUGCACAUAUAUAUAUGUAUAUACAGGGAGGGUGAAGAAUCCCAAUUUAAUAUAAUUUAAUUAUGAAAAUUAACUCUUGAA